AGGGGACGCUCACUCGCUAGCUCGCUCGCUCGCUCACUUACUCACUCGCUCGCUCACUCAGCCGGCCAGUAGUCGACUGUUCGGGAAGCAGCCGUGAGCACACGGCCGUCACUUGCGUGGAGCUCCACGGUGCCAAUCGGAAAUCGAGAACCCGACUUUCUUUCCGGGAGAAAUUCGCGGAUCUUUCCCCGCCAUUCUCCCAGCGCCACUGCGGAGAACUUGACCCAGCAAAGAGGAAUCGGGACGCCGAAGUGUUGGGAAACUUCCCCUCCGGCCAUCGAUCCAGAGACUUGGAUGGAGCCAGAGCGGCGCGCUUGAGGCUCAAAUCGAAACCGCGGUGGAAGUCAAGCGUGGAACCCUCCUCCUGACUUGUAGAUGAUCAUCUAGUUUUCUUUUUCUGGCUUUGGAGGUAGCAGUCCAGUUCAGUCCAGGGGACCACCCCCCACUUUCUCUCUUUUUUUUUUUUUGCCCCCACAAGUGGGAUUUGCGCAAGUUGCAUGCUCGCUCUUUGUGCACGGUUCUAACUCAGAAGACCCCCGGGAGAGCUGAGGUGCCAUGGCGCAGCUGUGUGCGGGGAUUUGCGUGCUCCUCUUGGUGCUGCACGUCCAAGGAAAUGAUGCAUCACAAAUGUCGAGCCUCGGUGGAGGUGCCCGCUCCCAGAUGGUCCAGAUGGACUCGAGCAAGUCGGGCUUCGUGGGCUCCCAGGUGGAGCUGCGCUGCAUUUUCAUCAACAGCAACCCACCGGUGAAGAUCUCGCAGGUGACCUGGCAGAAGCUGCUCAACGGCACCAAGCAGAACGUGGCCAUCGCCAACCCGGCCCUGGGCGUCUCCGUGCUGGCGCCCUUCAAGGAGCGCGUCAGCUUCAAGCAGGCGGCCGUGCGCCACCGCACGCCCUCGCUGGAGGACACCACCAUCGUCUUCUCCAACUUGCAGCUGUACGAUGAGGCGGCGUACAUCUGCGAGUACACCACCUUCCCGGCGGGCAACCGCGAGAACAUGGUCAACCUCACCGUCUUUGCUCGCCCAAUGACUCGCAUGACCUUGACCACGCCCACCAUCGUGGCCCGCUCGCAGCGCCGCAAGAUGACGGUGGCCACGUGUGUGUCGGCCAACGGCAAGCCGCCCAGUGUCAUCCGCUGGGACACCAGACUGAAGGGCGAGGCCACCUUCCAGGAAAUCCGCAACCAGAACGGCACGGUGACGGUGCGCAGCAACUACGUGGUCGUGCCCGGCCGGGAAACGCACAAGCAGAAGCUGACGUGCAUCGUCACCUACCGCAACGAGAGGUUCACCGACAGCGUGGUGCUCAAUGUGCAGUAUGAACCCGAGGUGAAGAUCGAGGGCUUUGACGCCAACUGGUACCUGAACCGCCAGAAUGUUCAGCUGACCUGCCGGGCGGAUGCCAACCCGCCGGUCACCAUCUACCAAUGGAAACUCUUGAACGGCUCACUGCCGAGCAACGUGGAGAUCAAGAACAACAGCUUGUUCUUCAAGGGCCCCGUCACCUACGACUUGGCCGGCACGUACGUGUGCGACGCCACCAACGGCAUCGGCACGCGCACCGGCAUCGUGGACGUCAACAUCACCGAAUUCCCUAACAACCCAUCCGGGCGCAAUGAGAUCCCGCCGGAGCAACACAGUGCAGGCGUGGCCAUCGGGCUGGCGGUAGGGGGCGUGGCCCUGUUGGGGGUUGCCGCCAUACUGCUCUUCGUAUUCCUCCGCCGCCGCCAGCGCACCUUCAAGGGCGACUACAGCACCAAGAAGCACGUGUUCGGCAACGGCUACAGCAAGGCGGGUGGCGGCGGGGGUCACCCGGUGCACCCCCCCAUGCCCAAGAACCUGCAGUACCCGGACGACUCGGACGAUGAGAAGAAACCCACGCAGAUGGGGGGCGAGCGCGAUUUUGACGCAGAAGCCGAGGACCUGAAGAGGCCCUACUUCACGGUGGACGAGGGCGAGAGCCGCGACUACGACGAGCGGACUCUGGCCUUCCAGUACGACGCCGAACCCGAGAUAGCCGACGACAUGAUCUCCCAAACCGACGGCUCUGUCAUCUCCAAGAAGGAGUGGUACGUGUAGCGGGCGCCGCCCCCCACCAGGAAGCCUACCAGCCCUGCGGUGGCGCACCCCCAACCCCUUCACCUCCAUCACCAACCCACACUGGUCAAACUGCACCCCCCCACCCUCGGAGCCCUCCGUCCUUUCCUCACUAACCCCGCCCCCCUUUGCCGGACCCUCGAAAUCACUUCUAUUUACCGCCGUUUUUGUCUGGAGCCCCAUCGGAUCACAAACUUUGACCCGGUGCCGAGAGCUGCUGGUUCUUUAGUGUCUUUGAUCUCUUGGAUUAUCUUAUUGUAAAUGUCUUAACGUGUGGACUGCUUGCAGGUGGAAGGGUUUUUCGUUGGAAAAAACGCGUGGGGAACCCGGACGGUGGCACAACCCAUGCUCGCUUAAAUUGAUUCGAGGCAACUGGCUACUUUUUGGUCGGUGAAGACUUUCUACUUUCAUCGAAAACGAUUCUUCAGUUUUAGGUUUGAACGCCCCAAGGUUCACGAUAGUAUAGAUAAAAUGUUAUUGUUGGACACCACACUUAGAAUUUUAGAACUGAAGAAAUGUUUUAGAUGAUAUGUGAAAGUUCUUUCACCAACAAGAAGAGUCCACUUGCCGCCAUUCAAGUGUUGCCAAUUACCUGGAAGACGCAGAAUCUACACAGACUUAAUUGAUCAUCAUGUUGUAAAUGUCAUAAGGUGUAGACCACUCGCUGGGAGAGAUUUCGCCCGGCAAAAAGUUUGACACUGGAUACAUCGGUCCUUUUUUUUUUUUCUUCCGGUAUGUCUAUUUCCAACCCACGUCGGUCAAAGCCCGCUCGUCUCGCCAGACACCAAUCAUCGCCAGUCAAAGAUCAUUUACCGCCGUUUUAGUCUGGAGGCGAGAGCUCAUUGGUGUCUCUGAUCUCUUUGUUGUAAAUGUCUUAUCGUGUAGAUCACUUGCCGGUGGAGUUUUUUUUUCAGGCACAUUUAUGGGGGAAAAAAAAAGUCUGACACUGGAUUCAUCGUGGCUUUUAAAAAUCGUUUUCUUUUACGUGUCUCACUUGGUUUGUAAUAUUGCGAUCAAAAAGACAGCAGCUAUUGUUUGGUUUGGGGGGGGGGGGGGGGCGUUUUUGGAGACGGACUGGAGCCCCCCCUUUCAAUCCGCCCCCUUGUCCACCAUGUCGUGACAUUUACAAGAGCGCUCAAGGGGGUGGCAAAUGUCAUCAAUGACACUCGAGCGCUCACUGCGAUUGAGGUCGCGCGCUAAGCGUCUGUUUAUGGUACAAGGACUGCAGCGGACCCUCCAACCUAUUAAAAGGGAAUUCCAACAUGAACGGCGGCCGUCUUGGAGCGGGACAGGUUGCCUACAGCUUUCAUGUUUGUUUAUUUUGAUGAGAAUGAAUGCUUGUUUGUCUUUUUAAUAUAUUAAAAAAAAAAUCACUGUUAAUGAGUGGAAAAAUACAGAAAUUGUAUUAGGCCUUACGUUACAGUGGGACAAAUGAGAAUUUGAUUCCCUGCUGGUAGUAAUUGUAAGUCUGCUCACUUGGAAAAAUGUCCAAUUUCUAGAAUUGAUUAUGGUAAUAAGACAGAAUCCAUCUGUCCAUCCAGUUUUUAUAACGAUUGUCCUCAUUUGAGCCCAGAGUGUGCUGGAGCGUAGCCCAGCUGGUCUUGGGCGAGAGGUUCAGGCACAAGACUUUACGGUCAAGACCAGGUUCAGAAAGUAAAAAGUCUGCCGAACUUUGGUUUCUAAUCAAUCGAUUAGCGCCUGUGGCUUAAACCAAACUGUGCAUUUCUAAUUUCUGGGUCUGGAUUUUGAGAGCUUUUGAAAUUCCCACAACGGCCAUCUUCCUCCACAUGACCUGUUAAGAUCAGUAGUGGCCGAUUGGUUGACAGGCACCAGAUGAUUUGGCGGAAUUCCACAUUGUCACAACUUUUAUUUUAGGGUGUCCAUAAAAUCCAUCAAAUGUAAGACUUUUAAUGAUCCUUGUUAAAAAUUCAGCAGGGGAUCAAGUCGUUAUUUCCUCCACUGCCUGCAUGUUUGUGUGCGCGUGUGUGUGAGAGAGAGUGUUUGCGUGUUUUCAUUUGCAGUCAAAAGUUGAUGGGCACACAAACAACGCUAGCGCGUUUUUAUGACAUCGAUAUAAAUAUAUAAAUAUAAUAGAUAAAUAAAUAGGAGAGAGGGAAAGCAUCUAGGUGGUGAAUGUUUUACAAUUUUUUUUUCAGAGUAGCAUGUCAACGUUUUUGUAAAAAUGUAACAAAGUAAAGGGUGUCAAGACGUUUCUCUUCUGUGUCAUUUUUUUUUAUAUGGAUUCCAUUUAAAUACCCAACAAGUUUUUUUUUCUCCACCUUUGACGUCUGUUUUUGUCUUUUUCACGUAAGAAAAAUUUGAGUUUUUCCUUCCAUGUUAAUAUCCCGGUGCAUUCAGUGCCUAUCACAGCCAGUUGUUCUGUUCCCCCCCCCCAAGUAAAAAAAAAAAAAAAGCAAGUCUUAGCCCCCCCAUGUGUAAGCACAACCCCAUCAAAGAGAUUACGAACUUGCACGCUGUCCAAGCACAAAAUCAACGUCCUGCCAUAGACGCUGUUUGACAUUUUUUUUACAUGGUCUUACCAUUUUGUAAUAAUAAUAAUGACUGUAACUUCAUUCCAUCCUGCUUUUUUUGUACUCAUCGCACUGUAAAUAGUGUACAUAAGAUUGAGAGUGUAGGUCCACUGUGUGUGUGUGUGAGCGUGUGUGUGUUAGGGUGUUAUCUAAAUGGAACUGCAGCCCCAGAGACGUCAAGCGCCCCCCCACCCCCCUCGUUCCCCCCCACGCUCGUGUUUCUCAGUUUACCACUACUAGGGGGCGCCAGUUGAUACGUUCGCUUUUAAUGUCUACGUUACGUUCCGGGAUAUCGAUGGCAAUGGGGAAAAAAAAGAGAGAAAUUGUUUUUCUUCAGCUAUGUGAAUGUAUAUUUCUGAGGGUGUUACAAAGAUGGAAAAAAAAAAACAAUUGUUCAAAAUUGUGAUGACCCAGUGAAGUAACUUGUAUUUGUUUUAAGCAUUAAAUGAUUUUAAUAGUCAA
Syngnathus typhle (broad-nosed pipefish) is the source of this 5090-nucleotide messenger RNA. RefSeq names its product nectin cell adhesion molecule 1b (gene nectin1b). Gene Ontology annotation, biological process: homophilic cell-cell adhesion; protein localization to cell junction; heterophilic cell-cell adhesion. The record is from RefSeq and is a predicted model, not a curated record. The coding region runs from base 556 to 2079 and encodes 507 amino acids. Lineage: Eukaryota; Metazoa; Chordata; Actinopteri; Syngnathiformes; Syngnathidae. Gene Ontology annotation, cellular component: adherens junction. The transcript has 7 exons.